AUGUGCCGAGGCGUGUCCGUUGUUUUUACAUGUGUGAAUGAUUCACAGCCAGUUAAUCUCGAAGAUAGACGUCCUUUUGUGCAGAAACAGGCGAGUUCAAGGUUGGUCGUGGCGAACGAGUCGCAUCCCUUGGCCGCCCUUUGCGCUUUUAUCAAUACCGGCGUGCAGCGCCGCCUGGCGGCGAUGGCGGAGGUGCGCGGCGUGCCCAGUGCGCACGCUCCGUACCCCUGA
Molecule: messenger RNA, 231 nt
Organism: Leptosia nina
Lineage: Eukaryota; Metazoa; Arthropoda; Insecta; Lepidoptera; Pieridae
Source: the annotation of a GenBank genome assembly